AUGGCGCGUGUUUACGCCGAUGUCAACGAGCAUAUGCCUCGGUCCUAUUGGGACUAUGACAGUGUCAACAUUUCUUGGGGUGUGCUGGAGAACUAUGAGAUUGUUCGCAAGAUAGGCCGAGGAAAGUACUCCGAGGUAUUCGAAGGCAUCAACGUUGUCAACUAUCAGAAAUGUGUCAUCAAGGUUCUUAAGCCUGUCAAGAAGAAGAAGAUCAAGCGAGAGAUCAAGAUCCUCCAGAAUCUGGCCGGGGGCCCUAAUGUUGUCGCGCUGCUGGAUGUGGUACGUGAUAACCAGAGCAAAACCCCCAGCCUGGUUUUCGAGGCUGUCAACAACACCGAUUUCCGGACUCUGUACCCCCGCUUUACGGACUACGAUGUUCGCUAUUACGUUUUUGAGCUGCUGAAGGCGCUAGACUUCUGCCACAGCAAGGGUAUUAUGCAUCGAGAUGUUAAGCCCCACAAUGUCAUGAUUGAUCAUGAGAAGCGCAAGCUGCGACUUAUUGAUUGGGGUCUGGCUGAAUUCUACCACAAGGGUACUGAGUACAACGUCCGCGUUGCGUCGCGGUAUUUCAAGGGCCCUGAGUUGCUUGUCGACUUCCAAGAGUAUGACUACUCCCUCGAUAUGUGGUCACUUGGCGCAAUGUUUGCAUCCAUGAUUUUCCGCAAGGAGCCAUUUUUCCACGGCAACAGUAACUCCGAUCAAUUGGUCAAGAUCGCCAAGGUCCUUGGAACCGAGGAGCUCUUCGAGUAUCUGGACAAGUACGACAUUGAGUUGGAUCCUCAGUACGACGAGAUUCUGUCGAGGUUCCCUCGCAAGCCUUGGCACUCUUUUGUCACUCCUGAAAACCAGCGAUUUAUUAGCGACGAAGCCAUUGACUUCCUCGACAAGCUGCUCCGUUACGAUCAUGCUGAACGUCUGACCGCCCAAGAAGCCAUGGCCCACGCAUACUUCGAUCCCGUCCGUGCUGAUGUUGCCCGCAACAACAGCCAAUCUUGA
Molecule: messenger RNA, 996 nt
Organism: Penicillium waksmanii
Lineage: Eukaryota; Fungi; Ascomycota; Eurotiomycetes; Eurotiales; Aspergillaceae
Product: casein kinase II subunit alpha/alpha'
Exons: 4
Coding region: 1-996 (331 amino acids)
Biological process (GO): DNA damage response; regulation of transcription by RNA polymerase III; regulation of transcription by RNA polymerase I
Cellular component (GO): cytosol; nucleus; protein kinase CK2 complex
Molecular function (GO): ATP binding; protein serine/threonine kinase activity
Source: RefSeq, a predicted model, not a curated record